AUGUAUGAAUAUGCACCUCUUUUGUACCAGGUCUUCCCAAUAAAAUCAAUAACCUAUGAAGAAGUGGAUGUUAAUUUCACUCCGGAAGAGUGGGCUUUGCUAGAUCCUUCCCAGAAGAGUCUCUACAAAGAUGUCAUGCUGGAGACCUACAAACACCUUACAGCUCUAGGCUACAAUUGGGAAGACCAUACUGAAGCACAUUGUCAACAUUUUAGAAGACAUGGAAGCCAUGAAAAACCACAUACUAGUGAGAUCCGCUAUGAAUGUAAUCAGUGUGGUAAAGCGUUUAAACGUUGCUGUGAUCUCCAGAGGCAUGAAAGAAUUCAUACUGGAGAGAAGCCCUACGGAUGUAAUCAGUGUGGUAAAGCCUUUGCAUGUCAUAGAUCUCUUCAAAGACAGGAAAGAAUUCAGAAUGGAAAGAAACUCUACAAAUGUAAUCAAUGUGAAAAAGCCUUUUCAAGACACAGUAGUUUCCAAAAUCAUAAAAGGACACAUACUGGAGAGAAACCCUUUGAAUGUAAUCAAUGUGGUAAAGCCUUUGCAGAUCGCAGUAACUGCCAGAGUCAUAAAAGAACUCAUAGUGGAGAGAAACCCUAUGAAUGUCAUCGAUGUGGUAAAGCCUUUUCACAACUCAGUAGUCUCCAAAAGCAUAAAAGAACACAUACUGGAGAGAAACCCUAUGGAUGUAAUCAGUGCGAUAAAGCAUUUUCUCGUUUCUGUGAUCUCCAGAGACAUGAAAGAAUUCAUACUGGAGAGAAGCCCUAUGAAUGUAAUCAAUGUGGCAAAGCCUUUUCACAUCCCAGUAGUCUCCAAAGGCAUAAAAGAACACAUACUGGAAAGCAGCCCUAUGAAUGUAAUCAAUGUGAUAAAGCCUUUGCACGUUGCUGUGAUCUCAAGAGGCAUGAAAGAAUUCAUGCUGCUAAGAAAUCCUAUGGAUGUAAUCAAUGUGGAAAAGCCUUUGCACGAAGUUCUAAUCUCCAGCGGCAUAAAAGAAUUCAUAGUGCAGAGAAACCCUAUGAAUGUAAUCAAUGUGGAAAAGCAUUUGCACAUUGCAGUAACCUCCAAAGGCAUGAAAUAAUUCAUACUGGAGAAAAACCCUACAAAUGUAAUCAAUGUGAUAAAGCCUUUUCACAUCCCAAUAGGCACCUGCAUUUCCAUGAAAGAACACACACUGGAGAGAAGCCUUACAAAUGUAACCAAUGUGGUAAAGCCUUUACAAAAAACAGUCAUCUCAUACGGCAUAAAAGAACACAUACUGGAGAGAAACCUUAUGAAUGUAACCAGUGUGGUAAAGCCUUUGCAGAAAACAGUCAUCUCAUAAGCCAUAAAAGAACACACACUGGAGAGAAACCAUAUGAAUGUAAUGAGUGUGGCAAAGCCUUUGCACAAAACAGUAAUCUCAUAAGCCAUAAAAGAACACACACUGGAGAGAAACCUUAUGAAUGUAACCAGUGUGGUAAAGCCUUUGCAGAAAACAGUCAUCUCAUAAGCCAUAAAAGAACACACACUGGAGAGAAACCAUAUGAGUGUAAUGAGUGUGGCAAAGCCUUUGCACAAAACAGUAAUCUCAUACGGCAUAAAAGAACACAUACUGGAGAGAAGCCUUACAAAUGUAACCAGUGUGGUAAAGCCUUUGCAGAAAACAGUCAUCUCAUAAGCCAUGAAAGAAAACACACUGGAGAGAAACCUUAUGAAUGUAACCAGUGUGGUAAAGCCUUUGCAGAAAACAGUCAUCUCUUAAGCCAUAAAAGAACACACACUGGAGAGAAACCUUAUGAAUGUAACCAGUGUGGUAAAGCCUUUGCACAAAACAGUGCUCUCAUAAGCCAUAAACGAACACACACUAGAGAGAAACCUUAUGAAUGUAACCAGUGUGGUAAAGCCUUUGCACGAAACAAUCAUCUCUUAAGUCAUAGAAGAACACACACUGGAGAGAAACCUCAUGAAUGUAAUCAAUGUGGUAAAGUCUUCACACAUAACAGUUCUCUCAUACGGCAUAAAAUAACACAUACUGGAGAGAAGCCUUACAAAUGUAACCAGUGUGGCAAAGCUUUUGCAGAAAACAGUACUCUCUUAAGCCAUAAAAGAACACACACUAGAGAGAAACCUUAUGAAUGUAAUGAGUGUGGUAAAGCCUUUGCACGCCACAAUAAUCUCAUAAGCCAUAAAAGAACACAUACUAGAAAGAAACCUUAUGAAUAU
Molecule: messenger RNA, 2202 nt
Organism: Meriones unguiculatus (Mongolian gerbil)
Lineage: Eukaryota; Metazoa; Chordata; Mammalia; Rodentia; Muridae
Product: zinc finger protein 431-like
Exons: 7
Biological process (GO): regulation of transcription by RNA polymerase II
Molecular function (GO): RNA polymerase II cis-regulatory region sequence-specific DNA binding; DNA-binding transcription factor activity
Source: RefSeq, a predicted model, not a curated record